Malaclemys terrapin pileata is the source of this 1999-nucleotide messenger RNA. RefSeq names its product katanin catalytic subunit A1 like 2 (gene KATNAL2). The transcript is spliced from 16 exons. The coding region runs from base 101 to 1729 and encodes 542 amino acids. The record is from RefSeq and is a predicted model, not a curated record. Gene Ontology annotation, molecular function: ATP hydrolysis activity; protein binding; ATP binding. Lineage: Eukaryota; Metazoa; Chordata; Testudines; Emydidae.
AUGAGACGCUGUGGGGUGGCUGUCCCGCGUCCUCGAACGGGUUAUACUCUCCCGCCCGUGCCGUGAGCGAGGUGGGCCUCUCCCCGCAUAGCCCGCACCCAUGGAGCUUUCCUACCAGACGCUGAAGACCACCCACCAGGCCAAGGAGGCGGAUGAGAUGCGGACAGAAGCUCGUCGAAAAAAUCUUCUCAUUCUAAUUUUCCAUUAUUUAACAGAGGAAGGGUAUGUUGAUGCUGCAAAUGCUUUGGAACAAGAAACCCAAUUAGCUAUACGCCGCUUUGAAGUUUGUGACAACAUUGAUCUUGAGACUAUUUUGAUGGAAUAUGAAAGCUAUUACUAUGUAAAAUUCCAAAAAUACCCUAAAAUUACCAAAAAGGCCCUAGACACUGCAGAAAAUAAACAGCAACCAAGAAAUGGAGGAAAACCAAGAAGGACGGCAAGUAGCUCUUCUCAUAAUCUUCCUAGGAUCAACCAGCAUCAAACUAUGCAGCGGCCAUUAUCAAAAACCUCAUCUGGGAGGACAACAGAGCCUAAACCAUCUAGCAAGGACAGCCCCAAACAGGAGAAUGACAAUACAGUUACUCGGGAGCAAGCUGAUUUUGGUUUAAAUGUGUCAGCAAUCAACAGAGGUGGUGGAGGAGAAAGCACUCACCCAAGAAGGGGCCAAAUAAUUGACUUCCGUGGGAUGAUCCAAGAUGCUAUCAAAGGCGCAUCAAAUGAAGUAGCCUCCAACAGCCUUAAUUGUGAUCCAGAUCCUUCAGAACGAUUGUUAAAACCUCUGAGUGCUUUUAUUGGCAUGAGUGGUGAGAUGAGAGAACUUGCAACAGUUAUAAGCAGAGACAUUUAUCUUCAUAAUCCAAACAUAAAGUGGGAUGACAUUAUUGGACUUGAUGCAGCCAAGCGGUUAGUCAAGGAAGCAGUUGUGUAUCCUAUAAGGUACCCACAGCUGUUUACAGGGAUUCUCUCCCCUUGGAAAGGAUUAUUACUAUAUGGUCCUCCAGGUACUGGAAAGACUCUGCUUGCUAAGGCUGUUGCCACUGAGUGCAAUACAACUUUCUUCAACAUUUCAGCGUCCACUAUUGUCAGCAAAUGGCGUGGUGAUUCAGAAAAACUUGUCCGGGUGUUAUUUGAACUUGCCCGAUAUCAUGCUCCCUCCACAAUUUUCUUGGAUGAGCUGGAGUCGGUAAUGAGUCAGAGAGGCAAUCAUCCUGGUGGUGAACACGAAGGAAGUCGGCGGAUGAAAACAGAAUUAUUGGUGCAGAUGGAUGGCUUGGCCCGAUCUGAUGAUCUUGUAUUUGUUUUAGCAGCUUCCAAUCUGCCAUGGGAAUUAGAUUAUGCCAUGUUGCGACGGCUGGAGAAGAGGAUUUUGGUUGACCUUCCAAAUAAAGAGGCCCGACAGGCUAUGAUUCAGCACUGGCUGCCCCCAGUGAGCAACAGUGGAGGAGUGGAGCUGAGAACGGAGCUGGAGUACAGCUUGCUGGGUCAGGAGACAGAAGGAUACUCUGGCUCUGACGUUAAACUGGUCUGCAAGGAAGCAGCUAUGCGGCCAGUGAGGAAAAUCUUCAGUGCUCUUGAAAAUCAUCAGCCAGGUAGCAGUAAUUUACCCGAACUCCGGCUGGACACGGUCACAACAGCAGAUUUCCUGGAUGUGAUCGCUCACACCAAGCCAUCAGCCAAGAAUUUAAGUCAGAAGUACAUAGCCUGGCAGAGAGAUUUUGAAUCUGUUUGAAAUCAGAUACCCACUAUCCAAAAUGGCAUCUGCGAUUGGGGUUCAGCUACAGAUAGAGGGAGUGAACGAUGAUGGAAAAGGAAUUACUUUUUUUUUCCUUCAGAAAACUGAAUAAGAGAAUCUGUACUUCCAAAUCUGCCAGGUGCAUUUUUAAUUUACCAUGUUCAAUGACAAUUAGAAAUUGUUGUUCUUCAUGGAAAAGUAAUGUCUACAGUGACUAUGCAAUGAAGAUUCUAGCACUAAUUUUAUGCAUAAAGCCUUAUAAAUUGA